Molecule: messenger RNA, 1138 nt
Organism: Calliphora vicina (urban bluebottle blowfly)
Lineage: Eukaryota; Metazoa; Arthropoda; Insecta; Diptera; Calliphoridae
Gene: Surf1
Product: surfeit locus protein 1
Exons: 5
Coding region: 86-991 (301 amino acids)
Biological process (GO): mitochondrial respiratory chain complex IV assembly
Cellular component (GO): membrane; mitochondrion
Source: RefSeq, a predicted model, not a curated record
AGUGGAACAGCUGUUUGGUGUUUCUUUUAUUUAAUUUUUUCUUCCUCAUUUGUUAUUGUGCAACAAAGUUAGAAAAUAGUUAAAUAUGUUAAAGUUGUGCGGCCAUUUAUUAAGGAACCAAGCAAGGCCUUUAAUUGCAAUAAGUGUAAAACAGAAUAUCAAUUACUUGCAAAUUGCCUCAAAACCAUCUCAAAUAUGCUUGUCUCAACGCAGUGCACACACAUCAAUUGCCGGUCCGGGAGCACCAUCCAUAAAAAAUGAAGAAAAAAUAACACCCAUGGGUUGGUUUUUAAUGCUCAUUCCAGUUACAACAUUUGGUUUAGGUUGUUGGCAACUAAAACGUAAAAUCUGGAAGGAGCAAUUGAUCAAGGAUAUGGAAACGCUAACAAAAAUACCGCCAGUGGACUUACCUGAAGAUUUAUCCACCCUAAAUGAUAUGGAAUAUCGUGCAGUUAAAGUAAAAGGUACAUUUUUACACGACAAGGAACUGUUAAUGGGGCCCAGAGGUUUUAUCAGACCGGACGGCGCAGAGACGGCAGGAGGUUUGUUUUCACAGCGUGAUGCCGGUAAUGGAUAUUGGGUUAUAACACCUUUUAAAUUAGCAGGAAGAGAUGAUGUAGUAUUAAUCAACCGUGGUUGGAUAUCGCGUAAAUGUCAAAAACCCGAAUCACGUUUAGCUGGUCAGAUUAAGGAUGAAGUAGAGAUGACUUGUGUGGUGCGCAAGGGAGAACAAAGACCUCAAUUUACACCAGAACAUAAAGGAGGUGUAUUUUUCUAUAGAGAUCUAAAUAAAAUGUGUUCUUUAACUGGUGCCCAACCAGUUUUCCUAGACGCUUCCUAUGCCUCUUCAGUGCCAGGUGGUCCGAUUGGUGGCCAGACUCGUAUCACUUUGCGCAAUGAUCAUUUAUCCUACUUAAUCACCUGGUACAGUUUGUCAUUGGCCACCAGCUAUUUAUGGUAUCGCACUAUAUUGAAAAGAAAAUCUUUUUAGAAAUUAAACUGCAUUUUUGUACUUAGUUAAACUAUAUUGUAUCUUUAUUUUAUUAUUGUUUUUUAAUUAUUCUUUACAUAAUCAUUAUAUGUAGAUAUGCGAAAAAAGAAGAUUUCUAAGUAAAAAUUAAAUUUAAAUACAAGUAAA